Pocillopora meandrina is the source of this 1215-nucleotide messenger RNA. The record is from the annotation of a GenBank genome assembly. Lineage: Eukaryota; Metazoa; Cnidaria; Anthozoa; Scleractinia; Pocilloporidae.
AUGAACGCUGAGAGAACUUGUGUUAUCAUCGUCCUUUUUUCAAUGUGUCUAACCUUGGAGACACAAGCGCAAAAGAAUGGGUUCAGAGGAGGAUCGAAGUCAUACGAAAUUCACGUUGAGGCAAACACAAUGGGAACAAAUCUACAUUAUAAAUUGCCCGAGUCCAAGGUGAAGGCUGCUUCUAAAGAAGACUGGCAGGUGGAUAAUGAUAACGCUGAGAUGCUGGCCAUGAACAGCCCUGUUUUGGCUACAGUCAAUGUAAAACAUCCCAAGUUUAGUAUGAAAGGACAGUGGCCUGAGUAUAAGACAAGCUUCAAGCUGCCCAAAGAUGUAAGUGUGGCUUCGAAACGAGCGGACUUUUCGAAGCUUUUUAAAAGCAAAACGAAAGUACGAGAAACUGAUCCUGAUCAAAGUGACGAGGACUCUUCCAGGAAUGCAAAAGCCUCGAGAAAUCAUCGAGGUGAGAAACAACCUACGGGUUCUGGGAUAAGGUUAAAUAAUCUUGCAAGACAGUUGUUUUCUGGGAGAAAAGCAGGGAAGAAAAGGCCGCACAACAAAAGGCUGGACAUGUCACAAAUUACAAGGCUUCUCCUUCCAAUCGCAGGAAUGAAGAAUGUUAACCUUAGCAACCCUCGCGUUAGUAGUGCCAUGAAAGGGGUUAUCAAGCACGCCCGGAAAGUGGUGGAUGAGGCAAAAGCGGUGCUUAACGACGCCGCAAACUUUGUAACAAAGGUCCGAAAGCUUGUGAAAGUCACUAAAGAUCACUCAAAAAUACACAAGCAGCUCCACAGAGUUAUUGCCAUGGAAACGUCUUCUAAAAAGCAAAAUGAAGACAACCUUAACUCUGUGACUCCUAAUGCGGAGACCUCCUCUUUGUCAUCUAAGGACCAAGGAACUGAAAGAGCGCGACUCAAAGUAGUGGAGGACGCCAACGGCAGACAAAAUGAGUUGAACCACAAAGAGUCAAGUAUGCAAAGAACAGUUGAUGGGCAAAAGCACAAUCAAAAAGAGAGAACACCAGGCAGACGAGAAAAUAAAGCAAGAAUUGGAACGAGUACCAAAGGUGUUGAGAAACGAUCAUCCUCAGAUUUUAUAAAAACAGCCGACCAAACAAAACUUGAAAGGAAAUCUCGCGUGCAUCGGAGAGGGCUGGCUGAGACACUGGAAAGCAUCUUGUCAACAAUUAACGACCUUCAAGGUCUUUCAGAACAUUAG